UGCAAGAUGUGUAUGUGAAAGGAAUAGACUUGUCAAUGGCGGACGAAGAGAGCGAGACGUCGGACGAGAGUUUGGACGCGGGAAGCGAGAAAUUCGACCCGUUGAAAGCGUUAUACUCGCCCAAAGUGCGAUUGGCGUCCUCCGCGCCGAUCUAUGACAAUGUCUCGAAAUUCGAGUCCGUUCUGAAGAACGUCAACGCGCCGACGAAAAGUGAUAAAUCGGCGGUGCCAGAAUCCUCGAGGCGAAGAUUUCUAUCGCAUCAAGAACCUGUGGUCAGAAGAAGACAUGGACGGAAGAACGUACUCUCGAAAAUGCAAAAGACUCUCGGCCCGUUAGGAAUGCUUCACGGGUGCAUGGAGGAAAAAAUCCGCGUUAGGGUCUACACCAGGAACGCGCACGGCAUAAGGGGACACGUGGAGGCAUACGUGGCCGCCUUCGACAAGUACUGGAACCUCGCGCUCGAGGACUGCUUCGAGGUCUGGUCCCGCAAAGUCAAGAGAAAAGCGCCCGCUCUCGGUGCUGAUGCAGUCAAGGUAGAGCCGACAGAAAACGAUGUCCCUAGGACGGUAGUGAAGAAGAUCGAGGGAAGGACGGAGACCUUGGAGAGACACGUGCCGCAGAUGUUACUGAGGGGAGAACAAGUCGCUAUAAUCGUCAAAAUCAAUUAACUAUACGUUAUCGCCUUAAGGUUCGUCCACAAGCACAGUCACGUACCAUCAAUUACGCAGCAAAUAUAAUGUUUUUCUGUUACUCGUUAUUUAUUCGUCCUCUACGAUGAAUUUUUAUACGUAAUGUGUUAUACGAUAAAUAUUUUGUGAUGUCUAUAAAUGUUUUAGAAUGUUUAUAUUCGCGCGAAGUUUUCCGUAUUGUAUAACAGCAUUUGAUUUUCUCGAAGUAUCUAGGAAUAUAUUAAUCGGAUAAUGAAAUUCAGCGUCAUCCACUUAUGCGACGACAAUAUAACGUUGCGUCGUGAUCUACAUAACCGGAAUAAAUAUACAUUCAUUUUUACUCCCCCUCAAUGUAUUUUUAUAAUA
This is a messenger RNA of Temnothorax curvispinosus, 1034 nucleotides long. RefSeq names its product U7 snRNA-associated Sm-like protein LSm11 (gene Lsm11). NCBI's taxonomy places the organism in Eukaryota, Metazoa, Arthropoda, Insecta, Hymenoptera, Formicidae. Gene Ontology annotation, molecular function: U7 snRNA binding. The record is from RefSeq and is a predicted model, not a curated record. The transcript is spliced from 5 exons. Gene Ontology annotation, cellular component: U7 snRNP. Bases 36 to 668 code for a protein of 210 amino acids. Gene Ontology annotation, biological process: mRNA 3'-end processing by stem-loop binding and cleavage.